Eurytemora carolleeae is the source of this 3069-nucleotide messenger RNA. RefSeq names its product nuclear cap-binding protein subunit 1 (gene Cbp80). The transcript has 8 exons. Gene Ontology annotation, biological process: mRNA export from nucleus; nuclear-transcribed mRNA catabolic process, nonsense-mediated decay. Lineage: Eukaryota; Metazoa; Arthropoda; Copepoda; Calanoida; Temoridae. Gene Ontology annotation, cellular component: nucleus; nuclear cap binding complex. The record is from RefSeq and is a predicted model, not a curated record. Bases 7 to 2397 code for a protein of 796 amino acids. Gene Ontology annotation, molecular function: RNA cap binding; protein binding; mRNA binding.
GGCAAGAUGAACCGACGAAAGCGCGCUCAUGACGAUGACGAUGGAUACAGGUCCAAGAAGAGGAGAACCAACGAACAUAUGGAAAUAGAGGACAGGUUGGAGUCUCUUAUUCUCCGGGUAGGAGAGAAGAGCACUGCGUCCCUUGAGAGUAACCUGGAAGGGUUGGCUAGUGUACUAGAGGCUGAUCUAUCAACCUACAAGAGUAAGAUCUUGAAGAUAUUGAUCGAGUGUGCGAUAAAGCUGCCUGAUAAGUGUACGAUCUAUACAACUCUCAUUGGUUUACUUAAUACUAAAAACUACAACUUUGGAGGAGAAUGCGUAGAACUGCUGGUGAAGUCCACCAAGGAUUGUUUGAAAAGUCUCCGUUGGGCUGAUGCAAGGUUCCUGCUCCGGUUUAUGUCUGAUCUAGUAAACUGUCACGUGGUAUCUGCUGGAUCCCUGCUCCAGCUUCUAGACAACUUUGUUGAUGCUGCUCUAGAGGAGGGAGUCCCACAGGUUCGCAGAGAUUGGUUUGCGUAUAGUGUCCUCUCCGCUCUACCCUGGGUAGGGCGUGAACUCUAUGAGAAGAAGGAGAGUGAGCUUGACCGGAUGUUGGGAAGCCUGGAAGGAUACAUCAAGCGCAGGAAAAAGAUUCACCACAACGCACUCCGUGUUUUUAAAUCCGACCAUCCGCAUCCACAAGAGGAGUACCUGGACUGUCUCUGGCAGCAGAUAAAACGUCUCCGCUCCGACAUGUGGAUUGAGAAGCAUAUUAUCCGACCUUAUCUUGCCUUUGAUUCCACCCUCUGUGAGGCUCUGCAACAUAAUCUACCCAGUCUUGUUCCUCCCCCACACCAUCCUAGUACCCUGUAUCCUCUACCCACUGUUAUAUUCAGAAUGUUUGAUUACACUGAUUGUCCUGAGGGUCCUAUACUGCCUGGUCAGCACAGUAUUGAGCGCUGGUUGAUCGAGGAACAACUCCGGCACAUCAUGAUGUCCAACCACGAGGAGAGGAAGGAGUGCGCCGCACAGCUUCUUUCCUAUCCUCUCAAGAACAAGAUUCCACUUGAAUAUAUCAUUGUCGAGGUUAUGUUCGGAGAACUAUUCCGUCUCCCAAACCCCCUGUGUCUUGAGAUCGCGUAUGGAUCGAUUAUGAUUGAGCUUUGCAAACUUCAGCCUAGCACUAUGCCCCAGGUUCUGGCUCAGGCUACAGAGCUACUGUACGAAAGGAUUGAUUUGAUGAAUAAAACAUGUUUUGACAGAUUUGUAAACUGGUUCUCAUAUCAUCUGUCAAACUUUCAGUUCCGUUGGAGUUGGGAUGAUUGGGAUGAUGCUCUGAGCCAAGAUCCCGAGCAGCCUAAAGCCAAGUUUAUUCGUGAAACUCUGCUCAAGUGUCUCCGUCUCUCCUACCAUCAACGAGUGGUGGAGCUUAUCCCAGAAACAUUUGCCGCAUUUCUGCCUGAUAAACCAACUCCAAACUUUAAGUUUGCAGUGGACGGACCAUAUCCUGGCACUGUCGAGACAAGAGCUUCGGCAAACCUAAUCGCGGCUGUCAAGAGGAAAUGUACCUCCGAUGAGAUUCUUGUUCUCCUGAAGCAAGAGCUUGAUCCUCCAACAGGAGAAGACGAUAUCUCCGAGGCAAUCUAUAAUCCAGCCAAGAUAGAAGUGUUUGUUCAAACUCUGCUCUUUCUGGGGCAUAAAUCCUUCUCACAUUCCUUCGCUGCUAUUGCCAAGUUCCACUCCGUGUUUAAAAGCCUGGGUAGCUCCGAGGAAGCACAGAUAUGUAUGCUCCGAAGUCUCAUCGAACUAUGGAGAACUCAUCAGCAGAUGUUGGUUGUCUUGAUCGACAAGAUGUUGAAGACACAGAUCGUAGAGUGCGCCGCAGUUGCCAACUGGGUGUUUAGCAAGGAUAUGGUACCAGAGUUCUCCAAGUGUUAUAUCUGGGAGAUUGUUCAUCUAACUAUCAGGAAAAUGAACAAACACGUUUCCAAGCUGCAGAAAGAGGCAAGUGAAGCAAGAAAGCAGAUUGACGACAGUGACAGUGAUUCCUCGGACAGCGAGGACGAGACCAGAGGCCGGAGGAAAAGUAAAAAUGGAGAUAAACCAACCGUGGACCAGGUUGAGAAGCUAGAGGAUAGAUUGGAAACAGCUCAGGCAGACCAGAAGAACCUGUUCCUCAUCAUCUUCCAGAGAUUCAUCAUGAUCCUCUCAGAGCACUUGGUUCGCUGUGACACAGACGCAGUAGAUUUCAGGACUCCUUGGUUUCAGUGGACCAUUGGUAGACUUCAUCAGAUAUUCAUGAUUCAUCAUGAACAGGUUGAGAAGUACAGUACAACUCUGGAGACCCUACUCUUCACCCAGGAUCUGGACCCAAACAUCCUAGAUGUUUUUCACCAGUUCGUAGCACUCAGGAUGUAACUUGUUUCAUUUAACAGUUAUUAAAAGCAGUUAUGAUGUGUUUAACCGCAGUUAUGAUGUAUUUUACCGCAGUUGUGAUGUAUUUCACUGCAGUUCUGUUGUAUUUAACCGCAGUCAUGAUGUAUUCAACCACAGUUAUGAUGUAUUUAACUGCAGUUAUGAUGUAUUUAACCGCAGUUAUGUUUUAUUUAACCGCAGUCAUGAUGUAUUCAACCGCAGUUAUGAUGUAUUUAACCGCAGUUAUGAUGUAUUUAACCGCAGUUAUGUUUUAUUUAACCGCAGUCAUGAUAUAUUUAACCGCAGUUAUGGUGUAUUUAACCUCAGUUAUGACGUAUUUAGCCGCAGCUAGUUAUGAUGUAUUUCACUGCAGUUAUGAUGUUAUUAACCGCAGUUAAUAUUGAAAUAACCGCAGUUAUGAUGUUACUAACCGCAGUUAAUAUUGAAUGAACCGCAGUUAUGAUGCGACUAACUGUAGUUAAGACUGAAUUAACCGCGGUUAUGAUGCAACUAACUGUAGUUAAGAUUGAAUUAACUGUUGUUAUGUCUGAACUAACCGCAGUUAUGAUGCAACUAACGGGCGUUAUGAUGUAAAUAUAUCAUACGACAGUUAUGAUACUGAAACUUACUGCAGUAAAACUGCUAACUGUUGCAAAAUAAAAAGUAUUUAUACUU